CAGAAAAUACUGACCUUUCACCUCAGCGCCACUUUCCUUCUACGUUCGCAACACCGCUGAGCCCCCAAAUAUUUCUGCUCAAUUUAGAAAACUUGUGGAGAAAAUUCCAAAGAUUCACUGCACUCUGGGGACUUCCAGGGGAAGGUCCUUCCAAUUGCAGGGUUGAGGCCUUUGGAGAUUCAGUUGAUGUUUCUGUCGCAAACAGGAGGAAAUCAGCAGAUGCUGGAAAUUCAAACAACAAACACAAAAUGCUGCUGGAACACAGCAGGCCAGGCAGCAUCUCUAAGGAGAAGCACUGUCGAUGUUUCGGGCCGAGACCCUUCGUCAGGACUAACUGAAAAGAAAGAUAUGUGGAAACCGCCGCGAUAUUUUCCCCACUGACUCAGGCAGCGACAUUACAUUCCCCGAGUCUGCAGCGCGUCUAGUGGACAAUCGCGGUACUGCAGUUCCCCAAAGGUGAAAGCAUUCUGAAUCAGGAAGUGUUGGGAGUUAACAUGGCUUCGAAAGGACCGGUCGAGAGUUUAACCGAGGAGGUAAUUUGUCCCAUCUGCCUCGAUUUCUUCGCCGAUCCGGUGUCACUGGAGUGCGGACACAACUUCUGUCGCUUUUGUAUUACACAGUGUUGGGAAAGGGAGGAGAAAAACUCCUGCCCGGAAUGCAGAGAGGUGUUUGCUGACCGCAACCUCAGGGCCAAUCGGGCCUUAGCAAAUCUUACAGAAAAAGUUCGAAAACUAAACCCAAUUAUGAAAGGGAAGGAAAGUAAACAUCACUGCGAGGAACAUGAGGAAGAACUGAAGCUGUUUUGUGAAACGGACAAGACACUGAUCUGUCUGAUCUGUAGAGAUGCGCGGGAACACAGAGAGCACCGCUUCAUGCCGAUUAAAGAAGCUGUUCAAAUCUACACGGAUCAGCUAAAAUCUUCCUUAGACUCUCUGACAAAAAAGAGUUCAGACUUCCAGGAAAAGGAGCAGCAACAGAAAGAGAAGAUUUCCAGAGUUCGGGAACAGUCACACAGCCUUCAGUCCCACAUCACAUCCCAGUUUGCGGAACUGCGACAGAUUGUUGCUGAGAAAGAGCAGAGCUUACUCAGGGAUCUCAGGGAAGAAGAGGAGAAGAUUCUGAAUCUAAUGGAGAGACAUCUUCGAGAGAUUCAAGAGAAUAUAAGGAUUAUUCAGGAGGAAAUCACAAAGUUAAAGGAACAGAUGUUUCAAAAAGACAGUGUGAUAUUUCUCAAGGAGGAAGCUUGUCGGAACAGGAGGAUUAAUGACAAUAUCCAGGAAUUGUCAAUGACAGAUGAGGCCAAACCGUUUGAAAAAUUCGAUCACCCCUAUUUGUUGAACACAGUCCUGAGAGAAACAGUUCAUCUCAUUAAUCGAGACACAAGCAAUCUCCCAGAUGUAUGGAUUGGCCAAGGACAUAUGGUAACAGAGGAAAUGAAACAGAUUGACAUUCGGAAGGGAACGGUGAUGAGAAGACUGAUGGGACUGAAGGCUGACAAAUCCCCAGGUCCAGAUGGUCUGCACCCUAAUGUACUAAAGGAGGUGGCCCUGGAAAUUGCGGAUGCAUUGAUAAUGGAACCGGACAAUUACCACUGAAGGUUUGUCUGUAACACUCGGUGAUCGACGCCGAAUUCUAUGUGCCCGAUCCAAUAAAGGGGGGGUUAUUCGGGAAAAUCGUCGGAAACGCUUCUUUUAAAAGUUGAGCAAAAUAUUUCGAAGAGUCAUCUUUUUCUAUGCCGUCUGGAAGACCAAGUAUACGUAAGUUCUGUCUUCUGGACCGAUUCUCAAAAUCGUCACUCUUGGCUUUAAGGGCUUCCAUCAGCUUAAUGGUCGAAAUUAAAUCCUGUUGCAGUUUUCCAAUAGUCAAAUCUCGCUUCCGAGCAUCUUCUUGCAGAGACGCAAUAAGAGCUUGUUGCUGUUUAAUUACUAAAUCCGUCUUAACCAUGUACUCUUGAAAAGCCUUUAUAUCUUCUUUAAAAAAUUGUUGUAGUUCAGCAAAUUUUUUAUCCAAAACCUCCAUAAACAAUUCAAAAGUUAAUUGAGUUUGUUGUGUCGGAGCCUGCUUUUUUCCGUUACCGUUCGGAUUACGUCCGGGAUCUCGUCCCUUAGACCUGAGAGACAUUUCUGUUUGCAUAUCUUCAAAAGUUCACAACAAACUCUUGGCAGUAAACCCAAAAAAAAAUGAAUAAAGAAACUUUUGGUAUAGGUAAAAAUAAGCUGAAUAAGGGUGAUCAAAAGUUAAAAAAAGUAAAGGUUAUGGAGCGAAUCCAAAACAGUACUCACUCCAUGAGCGUCUCCAGCUGACCGAGAAGACCUUCUUUCUUUUAACAGGAUGAUUCAAUCCCUUUACAAUCCAGCUCACAAAUUUCAAUGGACUAACCAUUAUCAAUUGUUAAGACGUAAAUGGCAGUAGGCAUAUAUAAGAUCAAACAUUGCAAUAACAGUUUGGAAGCAAAAAUAUAAACAUAAAUCAAUAAAAUCAGGACACAGACAUGUCCUGGAUAACAAGGAAAAACAAAAAAAAAUAGAUAAUGUUGGUACUGGAGAAUCCACCCCACCAUCUC
Hypanus sabinus (Atlantic stingray) is the source of this 2563-nucleotide messenger RNA. RefSeq names its product zinc-binding protein A33-like. The record is from RefSeq and is a predicted model, not a curated record. The coding region runs from base 495 to 1595 and encodes 366 amino acids. Lineage: Eukaryota; Metazoa; Chordata; Chondrichthyes; Myliobatiformes; Dasyatidae. Gene Ontology annotation, molecular function: zinc ion binding; protein binding. The transcript has 9 exons.